GAAAGUGACGAUUGUUUAAUAUCCAAUCGACCAUCAUUAAGAGAACAUCCAGAAAAUUUGAGAAGAGAGAAUAGCUCCAUUGACGAUCAUUCAUCAACUGCAUCCGUUGAUUUUUAUCCAUCGACUGAAUUAAAUCAGUUGGAUAAAAGGCAUUCAUUUACUUCAUCAUUAUCACUAUCAUCGCAAAAUCAUCAACAAUAUUGUUACCAAAAUCUCGAAUUAUCAUCUCACUCAAUUCUGUCGUUUCCUGAAAAAACCCUUACUCAUCCGGUACUCGAUUACAGUACAACUGCUACAGAAGAUAGUUAUUUAACUCCUUCUACUAGCAAAUUACUUCACACAGAUACAAUCACUAAAGCUAAUUUUCCUGAACAGAAUCAGUCACGCAGUGUAACACCACGAGCUAAUAAUUCACAAGAAUUUCUUUCUGGUGAACCUUCCGAUUCAGAUAGUGAUUUCCCAGCACCACCAGAUUAUCUUCUAUCAACUAAGAUAAGAAAACAAUCAGUAAUAUCAGUAAAUAAUUUAUAUGGUCGAAGUGAUUAUAUCAAUAUGAAAAGUAUUUCUUCAAACAAUUCAUUAUCAACAACAAAACGUGAACCAUUAUCAUCUUUGACAGGGAAACGUAAUACAUCAGCAACUGCAAUGACAGAGGGUGUUUCAUCUGGUAUGGAAUUAUGUCGUGAACAAUCAGCUAAUGUCACCACAGCUAUGAAAUUUCCAACACUUCGACAAACUAAUUCUCCAUCUCAUAAUUAUAAAACAAUUACUGAAACAAACGGUGAUAAUGCUCAAAAUGUAAUUGAUAACAGUAAUAAAUCAAAACAAGUUACAUCACCAUAUUUACCGCAUACUUCAACAGCACUAUCAUCAUCAAUUCAAGCCAGAGGUCAUCUUGUAGGGACCAUCGAUGGAAUCUAUCCACGUACAUCACCUAAAUUUUCACGAACUAAUCGCUUAACGAAUGAAAUUCAUGAG
Acanthocheilonema viteae is the source of this 978-nucleotide messenger RNA. Lineage: Eukaryota; Metazoa; Nematoda; Chromadorea; Rhabditida; Onchocercidae. The record is from the annotation of a GenBank genome assembly.